This is a messenger RNA of Cicer arietinum (chickpea), 632 nucleotides long. RefSeq lists its product as uncharacterized. The record is from RefSeq and is marked validated. NCBI's taxonomy places the organism in Eukaryota, Viridiplantae, Streptophyta, Magnoliopsida, Fabales, Fabaceae.
ACCACAAAUACAAUUAAUUAAUUACCUCUUCCUAGCAAUAAAAAUGUUUAUGUCUAUCUUCAGCCACUUUGAGAUCUCGCAGGCCCAGAAAUGGUGCUUUUCCUUCGGUAUGGGCCCAGCAAAUAAUGUCAAUCUAAAGCCCAAUACGGAAGCCACUUCCUCAUCCGUCGCCACCACCGCCAAAGAUCCGAAAACAAUAAUACCCGCUGGAGACAAGCUAAACCCGACCCGUUUGCGACCAAGGUUUGCUCCAGAGUUGGAUGGCCUACACUGCUUUGAAUGCAUCAUACCGUACUGAGUCAUGGAUUCAAAUCAACUCCAAUCUAAAUUCGCUAUGUGCAACAAUUCCAUUCUAUUUAUUUUUUUGAUGUAUAGUAUCAUCAAUAGUCUACAAAUAUUAAGCUCUUAUUUUUAGUGACUUCAAAUUAUGUUUACCAAUAAAAUGUAAUUACUGCUAAUGUCAAAUAAUAAACUGGCUUAAAUUUACCUUUUCCUUCACUAUCAUUUACCUAAUAUUUUUUUAAUUCAUUUUUAUUAUUGUGAUUUCUUAAAGCUUGGAAAAAUCAGUGGCUUGGUACAGCAGUAACACAUAUAGAAUAAAAGAAGGCUUUCUUUGGCAUAUUCGUUGCAUU